AACGCAACGAUCCCGUACAGGGCCACACGGCCCUGGAUGCACCCUUUAUGCUACUUAGCCGCAUUCCCUACGCAUCUAAUUGAUUCGUCCUCAAUAAUUCCGUUUGUUUGUGCCGUUUGUGACAAGAAGCACCGAGUUGUGCACGAGAUUGGUGGAAAAAGCUCGGGCCCAUGGAUAAACAGCACGCUUUUCGCCUGAAACUGUACGUUUCAUAGUAUAAGGGACGUUGAGUGUUCUAGAACAUGGAGGUGGCAAUGCCCAUGACUGGCAGUGCAAUAGACUGCUACGAAGACAUGUUUAAAGAAAUCACCAGAAAGUUGUACGGUGAGGAUGGGCUUCCAGACCUGACCACAACUGAAAGAUUACCGUCUACGGGAACCGAUCGUGGACUGACCCCUAUCGACUACGAGGUGGAGAACCCAAUUUUGAAACCCGAAGAGCAUUUGACAGCCUUCGGACUGGCAGCCCUCAUGCAAAAUGGGUUCUCGGCUAGUGGGAUACUGAACAGCACGUUUCCCAGUCACAAAAGUGCAAUCGGGUUAAGCCUUAAUGCUCCUCUUUUAGAAGACAAAUGGUUAAGCAGCGAGGAGUCCUUGCAAUGGACCCAAUCAAAAAUAGCUACGUACAAUCCAUCACAAAAACUAUUUAGAUGUUCCGAAUGCGAAUCGGUAGGCUACCUUCACCGAGUCGCCGAGCAUUGGUUAGGAACGCAUUCGAAUUUAAGAGCUUUCCAUUGUCCUCAAUGUUCGUACGAGAGUGCUUGGGCUAGAUGUGUUAGAAUACAUUUAGGUAGACAGCAUAACAUCAAUAUCGACGAGUCAUGCGAGGCUUUAACCAAAGACAACCCUGUCCUGCAAGACAUUAUAAAAUAUCUUCAAAGGCACAAAAAUAAAAUUGAUGCUGGAAACGGUGGCAAAGCUGGUUCAACCAACUCCUCGAAUCAUACAGUGUCCUCUGAAGAAUAUCAUAAUUUAGCUUCUACAAGUGCGAUUCCUGGAAACAUCUCCCAGGGAUCUAGUGCGUCUAAUUCUGAAGCGCCGUUAUCAUCAAAUAAAAGGUAUAGUUGUUCUUAUUGUCCUUAUGCUACAGAUAGAAGAGAUUUAUUUACCAGGCAUGAGAACAUCCACCGCGAAGAGAAACCUUUCCAAUGCUACGUCUGCCAGAAGCAAUUCAACCGAGCCGAUCACGUUAAGAAGCAUUUUUUAAGGAUGCACCGUGACCAUCCCUACGAUUUGAACAGGAUCCGAAGACAUCCUCCUAAAAAUGCCUCCGGGAUGUCCUACUAUCAGAAAUAUAACUCCACUUCCCCAGCCGUACCCCCAGAGCCAAUGAACUCUUUGUCAACUAUAAGUUCGCUAUCAAUCCCCGGAUUGAAUGGUGUUUCUAGAAGCCCAACAAUAUCCGGGGUUCGGCCGGCAGAUGCUAAAACUCUGGGCAAAUCAAAUUUAAGUUCGAAGACUAGUAAAAAGAAAGGAGAGAAAAGAUUUACUUGUUGUUAUUGCUCCUGGUCUGGAGUAGACAACUGGUGUUUAAAGAGGCAUAUGAAUACACAUUUAAAGCCAUUUGUCUGUGGUCUCUGUGACUACAAGGCAGCAAGGUCAGAAAGACUGUCUACUCACGUGCUUAAAGUGCACAAUAAAAGAGCUUGUGCAAAAUGCAAUUUCUUAGCGGAUGACUUGCCACAACUGACUGCUCAUCAACAAGAACAACAUCCUUUGGAAAGUAGAAAUAGAGCUUUGAAUGGAACAUCAAGCACAAACACAGGUGGAAAUAUUCUCAGGACAAAUGCUUUUAAUACAUCUACUACACUUUCUGCUACAGUUACGUCUUCGAUGGCAACUACUAACACGAACAACAGUAAUCCUCUUUGUGGUCAGGCUCCGAGCAUUUUGAAAAACAGCGAGCUGACAGCCGCCGCAGCACAAAUCCUACAGCACAACCGCUUCCUUCACAACGAAGUAAAGUCCUGGAAGAGCCAGCUUCCCAAGCAGCACGGGGCAGCUCGACUCUUCAACUACAUGGAAGCCAGCGAUGGUUCCGAGCCCGAAUCCGACUCGCCUCCAAGGAGUAGCACGGCGGAGGACAUGUCCAACCGAAUCAACUUGACCCACCGAAUCCAGUCGGAUUUUCUUGAAGCGGGAGGUGUGGAAACCAGUCAACCGGACGCAGAAGAAGAAGCAGGAGAGGAAACAGAGCUUCCCUUGUUCGUCUGCCAGACGUGCGGCUGCGAGUUCGAGGACGAUUUGUCUUUGGAAACGCAUCAGUUUACCCACCGUCACGUCACCACAUCUCCCGCAAAAAGCGAGGACGCAAAGGAGAACGUUGACCCUCACCGCAAGUACUGUUGCAAGCUCUGCAACGCUUCAUUCGAAAGACAGAACAGCAUUAUGGUGCACAUGGCCGUUCACACAAGCUUGACAGCUAAAUCUGUUGUGCAGCCAGUGCCUCCGAGCACUGGCUCCAACAAAAGAAGUAGGAAACAAAGCAAACCGAAGAAGGUAGUUGUUCCAUAUUGGGAUUCGGAUGAAGUCGAGGUCCUGAGGCACCUCAACAGUAAACUGAGAAAGUGGAAAGGGUUCUUAACUUCUGAGGCACCACUCAACACCAGCAAGUUAGUCGAUAAGUACAUGGCUCAGCUGGUGACACGAAAAGGGCUGAUCUGUAGGAUCUGUAAGCAUAAUGGGGUGAGUCGGUAUCACACGAAAACAUCUCUGGCCCUUCAUAAUUACUGGAAGCAUUCCAGGAAAAGGUUUCGAUGUGAACACUGUAACAUGACUUUUAAACAUCGAUAUCAAACCAUUUUACACUCUAGCAGAGUUCAUACUGAACAGAGCAGUUUGAAACCAACAAGUUCUUCGGGGAACGUGGCAGUUAUAAUGCCACAAAUCAAGGAGGCUACGCAUUUGUCUUUGGACAGUGUGUCUGGCACUGACAUCAAUUCGUUUACAAACUUUUUUAAUACUUCACAUAACGUUGGCGUACCUGAUGCAAAUAUGUCAAAUGCCCAUAAAUUGGGGAUGUCAUUUUUCGACCACUCAUUUAUCCACAAUAAUGUUGUUAAUAACCACAUGCCUAUUAUUAUUCCAACAUUUCAACCAAAUUAACAAACAUGAAUUCACUUUAAAAUAUUUUGCAGUUAAGAACUAAUAAUAGUCGCUCGACAAAGUUAAAUUCUUUUAUAUAAUUAUUAGUAAGUCUUUUGACCUGACAAUAUCAAUUUUUUUUUAUCUCUAGAGCUGAUAGUUAAUGAUUUUUGAACAAAAUACAUUUUGCCAAUUAAUCGACUAUUGUUAAGUUCUUGUUACUCUAUGUUUAGUGUAUUUGGUCUGUUUUUUUUUAAAUAUUUUUUUGAGAACUACUCCUUUUAUUUGAUUAUUUAAUAUGUUUUGGCCAUUUAUCACUUCAGUACUACAACUACAAGUAUUCAAAUGAAGACAAAGUUGUUUCAAAAAACUGUAAAAAAAUAAUCGAUCUAAAAGUGACCUUCCAAAAUGAAAUUUUGAAUAGAGAGUUCUGUAGAAUGGUUGUGUUACCGAAUGUUUAAAUUUUAUUUUAAUAUUGUAGCAUACUAAAAGGGUACUUAAAUGUUCGGUGAUGCAAAGAAUCAUAGUUUUUAUAAAAUAUACGAUAAAUUAGCCAUAAAUAUGUUUAGAAUUUUUUGGUGCAAUAUGUUCGAAUCUUUUCCUUGUUUUCUUGUUAUAUGAAUGUGAAUUAUUUAAAUAUUUUAGUUUCUGUAUAUACGUCCAUAUUUACAAAAUAACUCAAAGUACUAAAUAUCAUUGUUGUUUUUUCUUCAUUUUUUUAUUUACAGAAUACAUGUGUUAUUUUUUUAACCUUGCGUUUUUGGUGUUAUUGUUUUUACUAGUAUUUCUG
Molecule: messenger RNA, 3873 nt
Organism: Sitophilus oryzae (rice weevil)
Lineage: Eukaryota; Metazoa; Arthropoda; Insecta; Coleoptera; Curculionidae
Gene: chn
Product: zinc finger protein 160
Exons: 4
Coding region: 243-3104 (953 amino acids)
Biological process (GO): regulation of transcription by RNA polymerase II
Cellular component (GO): chromosome
Molecular function (GO): chromatin insulator sequence binding
Source: RefSeq, a predicted model, not a curated record